ACGCGACGGUGACAUUUGUGGACGCCGAGCAGCGCUCGUGGUUUGACCCCGCGCUGUGGCAGGCCGUGUCCCCCAGUGGGGAGCUCGAACCGAGCGGGCCCAUCUUCUCCGUGGAUGAGGAGCGCGUCCCGUGCCACUACGAUGAUGUGAUCUUCCAGCCCCAAACCUCCUUCCGGGUGAACGUCGACUCGUCGCGGCGGGUGAUUCCCCUCCGCAGCAUCUCUAUCAUGGGCCAGGAGCUCAGCACCCCCCAGGCCUGGGCCGGGUACCUGCAGGGUCCCUCCGCGUCGCUGCAGUUUCACGGCAAUGGCACCCUCCAGGUGACGGGCACCGGCUGCACCGACAAGUCCGGCUGUGCCUGCGGGAACACCCCGGACAGCCACCGCAUCUGCGCAGCCCUGCUCGGAGCGUCAGGGAGACAGUGCCCAGCGCUGAGCUGCCGGAGCCCUUUGCAGCCCCUUGGCCACUGCUGCGGGGUCUGUGGAGCCAUCGUGAGCCUGGAUUUCACUCCUGACUUCGACCUGCAGAAGUACCAGGACAGACUGGUCCAAGCCUUGCUGAGCCAGCCCAGGUACGCCGGCGUGCGGAUGGCCAUGUCCAAGGUGCACAAAGCGCAGACCUUCCUGGGAGUCGUACCCCGAGGCUCCGCUCCCCUCAUCCAAAUCGUGCUGAUGGAUGACGGGGUGGGAGCGCAGACCGGCACCGCUGCGGAGCAAAUGGCAGGGGACAUCAUGGAGGACGUAGCACAGCACGGUGAAGCACUUGGCAUUUCAGGUGGCAAAAUGGAGGUGGCCACUGGCAGCACCCUCAGUGGGCAAGUGGGGAGCCACGCGUUGAGCAGGAUCGCAGCAGGGACGGUCUCGGGGCUGCUCUUUGGUCUCCUGCUGCUUGGAGGGAUCCUCUUUCUCUACAGAAAGGGAAAGCUAAGGUUGCCCACCCUGCGCCUCGCUUGGCCCUGGCACAGAAUGGAGGAGCCAGGGUCCCCUGCGCCGGUCGGUGACAAAGGCUUCGACAACCCCAUGUUCGACGUGGAGCCACCGAGCGCUGUCCCUGGAGAGGAGGCACCACAGGAGAUGGCACCCAGAGGCCACCAGGUUUUCUACCUCAACCCCCUGUACGACGCAAACGAGACGGAGACCUGA
Molecule: messenger RNA, 1142 nt
Organism: Mesitornis unicolor (brown roatelo)
Lineage: Eukaryota; Metazoa; Chordata; Aves; Mesitornithiformes; Mesitornithidae
Gene: AMN
Product: amnion associated transmembrane protein
Exons: 8
Biological process (GO): receptor-mediated endocytosis; intracellular protein localization
Cellular component (GO): apical plasma membrane; endocytic vesicle
Source: RefSeq, a predicted model, not a curated record